UCAAGAAAAUUCAAAAUUCAAAUAAAAAGGCAAAACGGUCAUCCGAAUCCAAAGAAAUAUGCAUAAUGCAUCAACGAACGAAAUCAACGCCAUUCUCUCUCUCUCUCUGAUUAUUUUCUUCUUCUCUUUCUUCCUUUAUUUCUAAAUUCUAAUGAAGAGGAGAGAGAGAGAGUGAUGGAGUUAGAAAAAGCAUUUCUUUUCUCGUUGAGCACUUGUUUUUAGCAGCCAUCUAUCUCCAUUCUCCAGCAGCAGUUGAGGAAUUCAAAUAAACGACGUUUUCAAUUUCAGCCAAACAAACACAAAACAAAACAAUGGCAGAUCUUGAUCCCCCUUCUGAUCAUCCUCAAGGGCAAUCCAUGAUGGAGUUUUCCCUGAGAGACGCUUCUCCAUCUCCUCCUCGUGAUUUGGAGAUUCCCCAAAUCAAGUAUUUAGAUUCUCCUGACUUCUUGGACACUACUGGUACUAUUACUAAAUGUCGUCACGACAAAAAUAAUAAUUUAGGGACAUCCGUUGAGCUUUCUUUGGAGAACGGAAUUGAAUCUCAUCACUCCCAAAUUCAGAUUAAGACUCCCUCUGUUAGGUUUUCCCCAUUCUGCCAAACUUUUCAUCAUCAAGAAACUGAAGAAGAUGAUGAUGAUCAUCAUCAUGAAUUAUCUCCAGAAGCUUCUUUUGAGCUCCCGCCGCCGCCCCCCGAAGCUUCCGACGACAAACAUCUCCUUCCCGAUCCCACAACAUCUUCUGCUGAUGGGAAUUUUUUAAGCCAAUCACCAAAGGAAAAUGGUGAAUUUGAGGUGGAAGUGGACUAUGAAAAGCUGGUUAGAGAGUAUGAGUCUCAAAAGGAGGAAUUGACGGAGUUGAGAAUGGUAUUAGAGGAGCUUAAGAGGGAAAACCAAGUCAAAAGUAGAGAGUGUCAAGAAGCUAAGAAGUCUUUAGAGGAACUCCAGAAUGAGCUCAUGCGCAAGUCCAUGCACGUCGGAUCUUUGGCUUUCGCAAUCGAGGGACAAGUGAAGGAGAAGAGCAAAUGGUUCUCCUCUUUGACAGAUUUGACCCGAAAGCUCAAGAUUAUGAAAAUGGAACACAUUAAGAUGGCAGAGGAGGCAUCUGCAUAUGAGAAGUUCCUUGCAGAUAUGAAUGAAAUGAGUUCAACGGUCCAGUCCGCUAUAAAUCAACAAACAAAUUUGAAUGAACACCUCAAGACAAAAUUUGUUGAAGGGGCCAAGGAGAGGAAAGAACUCUACAACAAGGUGCUAGAGCUUAAAGGAAACAUAAGGGUCUUUUGCCGGUGUAGACCUCUAAACAAUGAAGAAACCGAAGCAGGUGCUUCUAUGGUUGUUGACUUCGAAUCUGCUAAAGAUGGCGAGCUUAGUGUGAAAUCAAAUGGGGUUGUAAAAAAGACUUUCAAGUUUGAUGCAGUCUUUUCCCCACAAACAGAACAAGCUGAUGUUUUCAAAGACACAGUGCCAUUUGCAACCUCAGUUCUAGAUGGGUACAAUGUCUGCAUUUUUGCUUACGGACAGACUGGAACUGGAAAAACUUUUACCAUGGAGGGGACGGAAGAAGCUCGAGGAGUAAACUUUAGAAUUCUUGAGGAACUGUUUUGUGUAAUUACAGAGCGACAAAAGUUGUAUCGGUACAGUGUAUCUGUAAGUGUGUUGGAAGUGUACAAUGAGCAAAUACGAGAUUUACUAGGUCCAGGAACUCAAACAGGAGCAGCUGGAAAAAGGCUUGAAAUAAGACAGGUGGGUGAAGGGGUACAUCAUGUGCUAGGACUGGUUGAGGCACAUGUAAGCAACAUGAAUGAAGUCUGGGAGGUUCUUCAAACUGGCAGUAAUGCAAGAGCUGUUGGGUCAACCAAUGCCAAUGAGCAUAGCAGCCGAUCCCACUGCAUUCACUGUGUGAUGGUGAAGGGAGAAAAUUUGUUAAAUGGGGAAUGCACAAGAAGCAAACUAUGGCUGGUGGAUCUUGCUGGAAGCGAGAGAAUAGCGAAGACAGAAGUGCAAGGAGAACGACUCAAGGAAACCCAAAAUAUCAAUCGAUCUCUGUCUGCGCUUGGCGAUGUUAUAUCUGCACUUGCAACUAAAAGCCCCCACGUUCCUUUCAGGAACUCCAAGCUCACGCAUUUGCUGCAAGACUCUUUAGGCGGAGAUUCGAAGACACUCAUGUUUGUACAGAUCAGUCCUAACGAGCGCGAUUUGGGUGAGACCAUCUGCUCGCUAAACUUCGCAAGUAGAGUAAGAGGAGUUGAGUUGGGGCCAGUUAAGAAGCAACUGGAUAAUAUGGAGUAUUUAAGAUACAAACAAUUGGCCGAGAAGGCAAAGAUAGACAUAAAGAGCAAGGAUGUACAAAUGAAGAAGCUGGAGGAAACAGUUUACGGACUGGAACAAAAGCUAAAGGAGAGAGACCUUAAAAAUAAAAACCUGCAAGACAAGGUAAAAGAAUUAGAAGCACAACUUCUAGUCGAGAGAAAGCUAGCACGUCAGCAUGUCGAUACAAAGAUAGCUGAGCAGCAACAACAGCAAAUAAAAUAUCAGCAAGAAGAGCAGAAUACAGCAUCAAUCAUGCCGCCUCUUGGAAACCGACCAUUAGGAAGUCUCAAGAAUGUAACAACCGACACAUCAAGUGUGUUAGCCAAAGACCAAGUGUAUUCCACCCAACCUCUAGUUGAGAAGAACAGCUACAAACCCCAAGUACCCUUUCGUCCAAUGGAAGAAUUUGUCAGGUACAUUGAUAUGACAGAAAAAGAGAACAACCCCGACAUGGCUGAACAUCCUUUUCUGCUGAAGAGAACUGGAAGAGCCUCCAUUUGCCCUAUGGCAAAGAGAAAGCUACCUGCAGCACCCGCUCCAAGGCGCAACUCCCUCAUCCCGUUCCCCAGCACCCCAACCACCACGCAGAUCCCGCUCCAAUUCCUGCCAUUGGCACCAAUCCCUGCUGAUGAGAAAGACGACACAGAUGAGUCCGACGCUAACUGCUUGCCUAAGCAGACAUCUUGCAACAGUCCGAACCUUAUCAAAAGUGGUUCUAGGAAGCUAAGCAACACACUGAGGAGGAGCCUCCAAAAGAGAAUUCAAACAAAGUCACCAAUGCAACAACACUUGAAGAAAGGUGUGAAUGUAGGGAUGGAAAGGGUUAGAGUUUCAAUUGGAAGCCGAGGGAGACCCGCUCACAGGGUGCUACUCGGCAAUGGAAGGAGAAAUACGCCUAAAGGAAUGCAGAAGCAGAGUCAGAAGGAAAAGGAAAGAGGAUGGAAUGUAGGAGCAGUAGGGAGAACAGUUACAUAACGAUGAUGAUGAUAUAUGGUUUUAUAUAUAAACAUUAACACAGACGAAAGGAGGUUAUUCUUGUAGCCCUGCCUUGCUUGGUUGCUGCAUAUUGCAUAUAGAGACUAGGCAGUGUGGUUAUUUUAAUAGUAGGAAAAUGCUAAUCAUCUGUCUGAUUUAUUGUUGUAUCUAGUAAUUUAUGUCAAUCCUGAAUUAUGUACAGAAUGAUCUUUUGACAAUCGUCUGUAUUUUGUUUGGACGUUUGUUUCUCUGUAGAAGGAAUCUUUUGUGUGGCUUUACAAGGUACAUGUU
Molecule: messenger RNA, 3572 nt
Organism: Morus notabilis
Lineage: Eukaryota; Viridiplantae; Streptophyta; Magnoliopsida; Rosales; Moraceae
Product: kinesin-like protein KIN-14Q
Exons: 14
Coding region: 312-3281 (989 amino acids)
Biological process (GO): microtubule-based movement
Molecular function (GO): microtubule binding; microtubule motor activity; ATP binding
Source: RefSeq, a predicted model, not a curated record